AUGGGAGACGCGAAAUUUGAAAUGACAACAACAGCGGCGGCAUCGCAGCCGACCCAAGCACCUCCACGCCCUCCUCGUCAGCGCCAGAGGUGGCGACGGCCUCGGCGAACUGCCGAACCAGCAACUCAAGAAGCACAAGCAUUUUCCGAAACUCCUGGACAAAAUGCGCCUGUGGGUGUGAAUCCAGCGACAUCUGGCAUGCAACAGACUGCGCUUCCUUCACAUCAGAUUCCUCCGAGUGCUCCAGCGGCCAUCCGAGGCCCAGCUGCGGGCUCUGGCGAAGACACUUCCGCAAGAGAAAACAAUUCUUCUCGAAAACCACGAAAUACAGGUAAUAGAGCGAGGGGGAAAAACAAGCCAAAAACCGGCAACCGAGAGGAUGCCUCUGCGGGACAGAGGCAACCUAUCAAUUCUUCGAGGCAGUUCAGAGGAGCAGGCACAAGGAUAAAUCCGGGACGGACAUUCGGUGGUAAUCUUACGGUUGAACCAUCAGCAGAGCCAGGAAAUGUCUUCGCGGAGCUCCAAGCCGAUGCUCCUGAAUUUCAACCCGGCCAACCAGUCUUACAGCGAGCAGCGAAGAAAGAUCAAAAGCCGAGGCGCCCAGAAGCGAAAGCUACUCGAGGCUCUGGGCCGGUGAAAACUUCUGGAAAGAGAAGGCCCUCGCGGUCGACAGCAGAAGAUAUUGGAACGAGGACGCACGAAGACAUUGACAACGCCAACUACGAGUGCCCAAUCUGCACAAAUGAAGUGGCACGGAACUCAAAGGUCUGGUCUUGCAAAACAUGCUGGACCGUCUUUCACCUUGGCUGCAUCAAAAAAUGGUCAAGGAACGAUGAUUCUGCUUCGGCCCAGCGUCAGCAGGAGAGCGGUGACCUCCCGGCGCCCCGACAAUGGAGAUGCCCUGGAUGCAAUCUACCUACGGAAGUGCUGCCAUCGGCAUAUACUUGCUGGUGCGAGAAGGAAGUGGAUCCUCGCUCUAUCUCAGGUCUGCCUCCUCAUUCCUGUGGACAAACCUGUGGCAAACCCAGGCCGUUGCCCAAAAAAUGUCCGCAUCCGUGCGACUUGAUUUGUCAUGCUGGUCCUUGUCCUCCUUGCUCCCAUAUGGGACCCACACUCAGCUGUUUCUGUGGGAAAGAGAUCGCAACAAGGAAAUGUCUCGACACCAACUAUGAGUCAGGCUGGAGCUGUGGUCAGAUAUGUGGAGACCUGAUGCCCUGCGGAGAGCACUAUUGUGAGCGACCCUGUCACGAGGGUCUGUGCGGUGCUUGUGAGGUCAGGGUUGACGCUCGCUGCUAUUGCGGCAAGGUUGAGAAACCUAUUAUUUGCUGCGAGAAAGGAGACGAGAAAGACUGCAAGGAGACCAUCUUUCUAGGUGACGGAACAACUACGGUUGAUGGUUGGACUGGCCUAUUCGAUUGUGAGCAGAUGUGCGAGCGGCUAUUCGAUUGCGGCAAACACAAAUGCGAAAAACCAUGUCAUUCCCAGGAAGAGAAACCAACACAUUGCCCGCGCUCUCCAGAUAUUGUACAUCUUUGCCCUUGCGGCAAAACUCCGUUGACCGAGAUAUCCGAGCAACCUCGACGCUCCUGUGAAGAUAAGAUUCCAAAUUGCAACAAGAAGUGUUUGAAAAUGCUGGCCUGCGGGCAUCCCUGCCAGCAAGUCUGCCAUUCAGACCCGUGUCUUCCCUGUUUGUUGACAGUACCUAUUGCAUGCCGAUGUGGCCGCGUACUGUCAUCUACAACUUGUCAUCAGGGGACAGAAGAGCCGCCACAGUGCAUACGCAUCUGUAAAACUGCACUCAGUUGUGGCCGACAUGAGUGCGGCGAGCGAUGCUGCCCCGGAGAGCGAAAGGCAGUAGAGCGCCAGAUUACGAAGAAGAAGCUGAGACCUCUCAACGCCCCUCCUCGCCCAUUCGAAAACGAUUUUGAAGCCGAGCACAUCUGUACACGAAUUUGCGGCCGGUUGCUCAAGUGCGGCACGCACACAUGCCCUGAGCUUUGCCACAAAGGCCCUUGUGGUAGCUGCAGAGAAGCAAUAUUUGAUGAAAUCAGUUGUAAUUGUGGGCGAACUGUGCUGCACCCUCCACUUCCCUGUGGGACGAAGCCGCCGCCUUGCAGAUUUGACUGUGAAAGACCCAAGCUUUGUGGCCAUCCUCAGGUCCCUCACAACUGUCAUGGUGAUGAGGAGAGUUGUCCUCGAUGUCCAUUCCUGACGGAGAAACAGUGUUUGUGUGGUAGGAGAGCACUGAAGAAUCAACAAUGCUGGCUGGCGGACGUUAGGUGCGGUGAAAUUUGCGGAAGGAAACUAAAGUGUGGGUCACAUUUCUGUCGGAAAACUUGUCAUAGACCCGGAGACUGUGAAGAUGCCGGACGGCCAUGCCUGCAAGCUUGUGGGAAGCCCAAAAAGACCUGUGGGCACUCUUGUGAGGAGCCAUGCCAUGCUCCUUCGACAUGUAAAGAGGAUAAACCAUGCAUUCACAAAAUCAUGGUUACCUGUGACUGCCAGCGCCUCAAGCAGGAAAUGAAAUGCAACGCAUCCAACAGGGACGAGGGAAACUCCCAAAAGGAGCUCAAAUGCGAUGAUGAAUGCGGAAGACUCGAGCGCAACCGGCAAUUAGCUCUUGCCCUUAGAAUCGAUCCAGAGGCUCACCAGGACGACCAUGUUCCGUAUUCCCAGGACACUCUUUCAAUGUUUCAAGAGAAUGCGAAGUGGGCGCCUGGACCAGAACGUGAGAUUCGCAUCUUUGCCGCCGAUGAGACUCAGAAGCGCCUGAGAUUCAAGCCCAUGCCCGCACACCAGCGAGCUUUCGUCCAUUCCCUGACCCAAGACAUUGGCCUUGACAGCGAGAGCAUGGAUCCUGAACCUCACAGACACGUUAUUGUGUUCAAAACUCCCCGCUUUGUGGCAGCGCCCAUGAAGACGCUCUCGGAAUGUCUCAGGGUUAAGCCGACAACCUUGAACCCGAGCUCUGACUCUGGAUCUCGCAGAAAACAAGAAGCAAGCCAGAAUAUCAACCGACAGACUCCGUACAAUGGGUUUCUCAUGACGGCACCACGUUUUGGGUUGACCAUUGAAGAAAUCUCCUCUGAUCUGGGCCCACUCCUGGUUGAUCCUAGUGGUAUCGAGCUCGAGAUUUCGUUCCUUCCCAGCGAAGAAAUUGCACUCAAAGCUCGAUCACCUCCUGCACUGGCUGAGCUCACAGUUGAAGCCAACCUCAAAUCUAUAAAGUCUUCAUUGGCGAAGACGGUCAAUUCCAAAUCUCUCGCCGGCAGCAUCCAACUCUGUAGCCUCGACACAAGCCUGAAUGUUCUCCGCAGAGAAGCCGACAGUGCCGGCGGAUGGAGUCAAGUUGCGGCCAAAGCCGCGGCGCCAAGGCGUGCUCCCGUCCUCCCAGCCGUCGGUAGUGCCAGGAACACCUUCACCGUCCUUGGAAGCCGCCUUGCCGAUGCAAAGAAAAAGAAGGCCGAAGCCAAAGCAAAGCGUACGACGACCGAGGUUGUUGAUGACUGGGAGGCAGCAGAGGCCGAGGAGGAAGAAAAAGAAAAGACUGAAAAGGACCACGCGGAAGCUAGUGAUGCCGAGCCCACCUCCGAUGUCCCGCUUCUAGACUCUUCAAAUCUUUCCCCAAUUGAUGCUUCUGCCUCUCCUUCAGCCUCGGCCUUUGCUUCUACAUCUGCUACCCCACCCGCUAGCGAAGAUGUAACCGUUCCUGUACCUGCCGCAGCAACUCCCGCUGUAGCAGCUGCAGGUCCUCUCGACGUCGCAAGUCCGGCAGACAAUAAAGAGGAAGAAGGCGCUGCUCCUUCCACUCCAGCUGCUUGA
This is a messenger RNA of Xylona heveae TC161, 3822 nucleotides long. RefSeq lists its product as hypothetical. Gene Ontology annotation, molecular function: DNA-binding transcription factor activity, RNA polymerase II-specific; RNA polymerase II transcription regulatory region sequence-specific DNA binding; zinc ion binding. Gene Ontology annotation, biological process: negative regulation of transcription by RNA polymerase II. Gene Ontology annotation, cellular component: nucleus. The transcript has 2 exons. The record is from RefSeq and is a predicted model, not a curated record. The coding region runs from base 1 to 3822 and encodes 1273 amino acids. NCBI's taxonomy places the organism in Eukaryota, Fungi, Ascomycota, Xylonomycetes, Xylonales, Xylonaceae.